Molecule: messenger RNA, 2475 nt
Organism: Lacerta agilis (Sand lizard)
Lineage: Eukaryota; Metazoa; Chordata; Lepidosauria; Squamata; Lacertidae
Product: DNA annealing helicase and endonuclease ZRANB3-like
Exons: 15
Coding region: 239-2464 (741 amino acids)
Biological process (GO): replication fork processing; DNA repair
Cellular component (GO): nuclear replication fork
Molecular function (GO): ATP binding; ATP-dependent chromatin remodeler activity
Source: RefSeq, a predicted model, not a curated record
GCGCGAAAAAGUUGUUUGGCUGCUGCGGGAGGAGAAGGAGGAGCUGCUGCUGCUACGAUUGCUGCACGGAUGAAAGAGCGGGUCUCGUGAUUACUUGAUGCAACGUAAACGAUCUUUAGACGCGUCUGAAUGGCAUUCCUGAACUCCUGGACUGAGUUGGUUUGAAGAGUGGCAGAAAGGCAGAUAUAUCCACAGACACCCCUUCAAUUCACUUUAGGACAGAGGUACUAGGCGGAACAUGGCAACGGUCAUCCAAGAGACUUGUACACGUCAAACUUCUGGUUCAACUUCCGAUGUCAGUAAAAGACUGUCUUACCUACCUGAAAACUUAAAAGACAAACUGCUUUCAUUUCAGAAGAAAGGAAUUGUGUUUGCAUUGGAAAGAGGUGGCAGGUGUAUGAUUGCAGAUGAGAUGGGCUUGGGGAAGACGAUUCAAGCAAUAGCUAUAACUUACUACUACAAAAAUGAAUGGCCUCUGUUAAUAGUGGUACCCUCCUCUUUGAGGUACUCGUGGGUUGAUGAAAUGGAGAAAUGGAUCCCAGAACUUUCUCCAGAGGAUAUCAUCAUUAUUCAGAAUAAAACUGACACCUGGAGAAUACCUACAAGCAAAGUCACUGUGCUGGGUUAUGGCUUGCUAACUUCAGAUGCAAAGACUUUAACAGAAGCCCUGUACAAACAGAAUUUCAAAGUGGUGGUAGUUGAUGAAUCACACUACAUGAAAUCCAGAAAUGCAUCUCGUAGCAACAUAUUGUUACCUAUUGUACAGAAUGCCACUCGAGCCAUUCUCCUCACUGGAACUCCUGCAUUGGGAAGACCUGAAGAGCUUUUCAUGCAACUUGAAGCAAUUUGCCCACGAAAAUUUGGCACAUGGGCUGAAUAUGCAAAGAAGUAUUGCGACGCGCAUGUCAGAUUCUUUGGUAAAAGACGACAGUGGGACUGCAGAGGAGCUUCAAAUUUAGAUGAACUCCACCAGUUGCUAAGUGAUAUAAUGAUUAGGCGUCUGAAAAAUGAAGUUUUAACACAGUUGCCGCCUAAAAUCAGACAACGGAUUUCUUUUGAUCUUCCCCAAACUGCUGCUACGGAAUUAAAUGCUAGCUUUGAAGAGUGGGAGAAAUUAAUGAGAGCUUCAAAUUUAGAUUCUGCGGAAAAUGACUUUUUCCAGGUGAUGGGCCUAAUUACAAGCAUGUUCAAGCAGACUGCCAUUGCCAAGGCAGGAGCAGUAAAGGAUUACAUCAAAAUGCUGCUUCAGAAUGACAAACUGAAGUUUCUAGUCUUUGCUCAUCACUUAAGCAUGCUUCAGGCAUGUACAGAAGCAGUGAUAGAAAGCAAGGCUCGAUAUAUUCGAAUAGAUGGAAGCGUACCUUCAUCAGAAAGAAUCAACCUUGUCAAUCAGUUUCAGAAGGACCCAGAUACUAGGGUGGCCAUUUUGAGCAUUCUGGCUGCUGGCCAGGGAUUAACCUUUACUGCUGCCACUCAUGUGGUUUUUGCUGAGCUAUACUGGGACCCUGGACACAUAAAGCAAGCUGAAGACAGGGCGCAUCGAAUUGGACAGUGCAGUUCUGUGAAUAUCCAUUACCUUAUCGCAAAUGGGACGCUGGACCCUCUUAUGUGGGGAAUGUUGAAUCGCAAGGCCAAUGUUACUGGGACCGCACUAAAUGGCAAGAAAGAAAAACUGCAGGCACAAGAAGGUGACAAAGAGAAGUGGAAUUUCUUGAAUUUUGCUGAAGCAUGGAUCCCAAAUGAAAGCCCAAAUGAGAUAAAGAAUGAAGUUUUAUUCACUCACUUUGAAAAGGAAAAGCAGCAUGAUAUUCGUGCCUUCCUUUCACCGAAACCAAAUGUUGAAAAAAAGCGAAAAACUCCAUCUUGUGAUAAGGCUUCAGCCUUCAGUCCAGAUUCUUCUCAAGCCUCCAUUGAAAAGGACCAGGCAAAUGGUGGUUCUUUGGAGUCUGAGGAACUCAUUGAGGAGGAUUUGCUUUGUAGAGAAGCAAAGAGACCAAGAGCUUUAUUGCCGUCAACUCCAAAGAGCUCUCCUAAGAAAAGGAGGGACUCUUUGUUUGGAAAAACAAACCUUCCCGUUACAGAAGAAACCACGCAAGAAAGUUUUGGCACAUUAUUACCUAAUUCAAACAAAGGAUGCCUUUCUGAGGCAACCUGGCGCUGUAGUCUCUGCACUUUCAAUAAUAAUUCACUGCUGCCUUACUGUGAAAUGUGUGAAUCUCCUCGGAGAAAGAACAGUAUAAAGAACGAAAGCCAGAUCAGCAAUUCUGUUUCUCCGGGGAUUGGGGAAGAAAGCGCAGUCCGGGAGUUUAUAAACCUUAAUGAUGCAGGAGGGACAGCCCAUAAAAGUUGCCGGAGAAAUAUCCUAGAGCAACCACUGACUGGGAUGUCCAGUGGAACGAAGGAAGACAUAAAUGAGCAAUCUAACUCUGGUGAGCAAGAGCUCAGAGUUGGUAAGGAAAACUGAUUUCCUUCUGG